This is a messenger RNA of Magnolia sinica, 933 nucleotides long. RefSeq lists its product as uncharacterized. The record is from RefSeq and is a predicted model, not a curated record. The transcript has 3 exons. Bases 3 to 626 code for a protein of 207 amino acids. Gene Ontology annotation, cellular component: chloroplast. Lineage: Eukaryota; Viridiplantae; Streptophyta; Magnoliopsida; Magnoliales; Magnoliaceae.
GCAUGAAUAUAUGUGGUGGAACUCCACAACCCGAAUGGAAAUUUUCAAAAAAAGUCCUAAACAAGAAAAAAAGAAAAUUCAUGGCCUUGAAUUUUGCAGCUGCUUCCACUUCUCUCCCAACGCCAUCUCAAGGAACUCGGCCUUUCGGGAUUCCAAAACGCAAAGCUUUUCCAAACAAGCCCAUCUGCGGUGGCGUAAUAGAGAAGCAGAUUUCUCCUUGCCGGGCUGCUCAAUCAGAAGGUGUUACUGAGGACCCUGGUGUAACAGGGUCUUCCGUGCGUGCCCAGUUAGAUCUCUUGGAACAACUGACAUCCACCAGCUCUGCCGGCGGAGGUUACGAGAGUGAUGGGAGCUCCAGUCGGCCUACGAUACGUGAUCAGAUUUCUCAGUUGGUCGGAGACAGAGAUGGUGAUUUUAGCCUUCCAUUAGGUAAAAAGCUGAAAGAGAGCGUGAAUUCCUUGACCAUUUCACAAAAGAGAAACAUCAAACGGCAAGCGUACUUGGAUGUUGUGUCUCAGAGGAAUGACAGCCUUUUCUUCAUCACAAUAGGAGCAUUUGUAAUCCUCCCGCCACUUCUCAUAUUAAUCGUGGCUGUAUUGACUGGUUAUGUGGAGCUUCGUCCAUGAUUGUAAACCAAGCCCUACCAUGGCUGCUUGUGAGCUUAGCUAUCAGAAUCCUACUUUCCCCAUGUGGAUGAGAGACCUGGGCUGUUGAUCAAUGGGCCCACAAAUUAUGUUCCAUUUCCAGAAAAUGGGCUGGUCUACUCAUCAGGGGGGUAUGGACCACUCAUCCUAUUAAAUGUGGAGACUGGAGACUGGCCUUUUCUUUUCAGGUAGCUGCUAUCGUUGGUAGCCUUCACAAUUCUCCUGUAAAUCUUAUGCCUACUGAAUUCUCUCUUAGUCAUCUAAGUCGAGUGCAAUAAUUCCUGAAUCA